AUGGCAAAGUCGUCGCGGUCCAAAUGGAAGAAGCUGCACAAGCGGCAGCGCGCACAGCAGGUUGCAGCCGCUGUAUUAAAGCGUGUUGACCGCCUGAAUGGCAAGCUUCACCUCGCUGCGGAGGGCGGGCUCAGCGCGGUGCCGAUGGAGGACCCCGAGGUGCGCUUUCACUUCGUCAACCCCGAGAUGGAUAAGAAUGUGCCGCACUGCAGCAAAGGCCCUAACAACAACUACGAGGAUCUUACCCGCGAGUCACUUGACUUCACCAAGCCUCUGCGUUUGCAGCCUCCGAAGACGAAUUACUACGGGAAAAGCGACCCGAACAUGCCCCACCCAGUGACGCAGCAGUUUGAAGUCGUAAACGCAGUUGCACCCGUUGCGGGCCACGCGAUCUCUGUUGAGGAUGUUGAGCGCAUGACCAUGGAGGAGCAGCGGCAGGCUCAGCAACAGCAAUUAAGCAAGAGCAACGUUAAUGAUAAUGAGGAGGAUGACAAUGGGAUGGAGGAGUUCGUUUUGGGAUGCAACGAUGCAGCAGGGGAGACGUCGGUGAACAUUGAUGCGCUGCUGCACGGCGGGCACGACGGCACGGUGAAGAAGAAGAGCAAGAAGGCGGGAGCAGCAGAAGCGCCGCGGCGCAUCAGCAGCAUGGAGAAUCCCGCAAAGAGGAACAACCGCGUCGUGCAGGUGGCGGGCGACAAGAAGACGAAGCGGCUAUCCAGCGUCCCGGCCGAGCGCUUAGCGAAGUCGAGCAGCAGUGGGGCGAAAAGGAGGCCGAAAGUGGGUCAGUGA
Messenger RNA from Trypanosoma grayi, 789 nucleotides. RefSeq lists its product as hypothetical. NCBI's taxonomy places the organism in Eukaryota, Euglenozoa, Kinetoplastea, Trypanosomatida, Trypanosomatidae. The record is from RefSeq and is a predicted model, not a curated record. The transcript has a single exon. The coding region runs from base 1 to 789 and encodes 262 amino acids.